CAACCGGGAAUUGCAACCGGUGUUCCACCUGUUGUGAACACUCAUUUGAUUUUAUCAAUCAUUGCCUGUGUUUGUUUCCCGGCAAUAGGAAUUCUUGCUGUCGUAAAAUCGUCUGAGGCACAAAGGCUUUUCAUGGCUGGAGACUAUGUCGGAGCGAUGGCGUCAGCACGAUCAGCGAGAAACCUGUCAAUUGCGGCCAUUAUUUGCGGCCUGAUAGCAUAUACAUUUUGUAUAAUUAUCGUAGUAAUUCGAGUGGACACAUCUGAAUGAAUUCCACUCGCUAAAUUUUUACGUAUAUUUGUCUUUCGAAAUCACAUCGAGAUCAGUGGCCUGAUUUUGAAGCCGAGAUAAUUUUGUAAGGUCGUAAACUCGAUCUCGGAUUUAUGUAUUUUUUUUCACAGUUGAAAUGUAAUAUUCAUAUUCGAAUGCAUGGAUAUAUAAAUCCAUCGAACUCUUGACUUCAGUCUUGAUUUAUAUUCAGUCGAGUUCAUAAUGUACGAAUUCAGCUGAAAUAAUAAAUCAAACGGGUGGUCAGAAUCGAACAUAUAUUAAGACCGCUUGCAACAAUGUCAACAUAGUCUGCAUAUACCUUCUGGGUAUUAUUACCCUGAAUCAUGUGACAUAACACGGAUAUAUACAAGGCCCGAGAAUAAAAUCAAAGUGAAGUGAUCGAGGAGGAUACUGUAUUUAUGGUUUUGAAAUGUUCGUCGCAAAUUUGUCUCAUGAGAGAUCAUAGUAUAUACCAGAACGGAGAGACUAAAAUUUAGUCAGCAUUGCUAUCUUCUAAGAGAUCUUUGCAUUCGGCGGAAAGAAUGAAUGCGUUAUAAUCAACUUUGAAGCAACUCACAUACUUUGAGUUACAUACUCACAUACUGUCUCUCAAAACGGUGAAUAUUUCUUCAUUUUCUGACUGACAGUAAAAGAUGGAAAAACCUCCGCAGUACAGUGCAAGUGAAGAUCCCCACGAACAAGAAUAUGUUGGUAAUGUAGCACCUCCUUACACCAGUCAUCAACCACCCGAAAAUCCAGGCUAUCCCUCGGCAAACCAAGAGGCAGGAAACCAAGCACAGAGAGACUAUGAAGCGACUGGGUACACACAUCAUGAACAAGACCAUCCACCUCAGGAUCCGAGAUAUUAUCCCCAAGGACAAAGACAUCCACUCCAAGAUCCGGGGUAUCAACCCCGAGGACAGGAAUAUCUACCUCAGAGAAAUAUUCAGCAAUCUGUGGGAUGUACUAAUACUUCAUCAGUAUCUUAUAGUCCAUCAACGCCCUUGAUUCCAAUGCACGCGCAACUUUCACCUGGUAUUGGUCGUGUUAUGGAGACUUACAUGGCUUUAUCAGUGGUUAGCUGUUUGUUUUUCCUGCCAAUUGGCAUCUUUGCUAUCGUAAAAUCUUCUGAGGCACAAAAUCGUUACAUGGCUGGAGACUAUGCCGGGGCAAUGGCGUCAGCAAAAUUAGCGAAAAACCUGGCAAUAUCAGUCAUUGUUUUAGGCUUAAGCAUCUUUAUAAGUGGUAUGAUUUUCACGAUUAUAUGGGCCAGUGCAUGACCCUGUAGAAUAGCCGCACCGCGAUAUGGGAACACUUUUUUGAAAUAAUUAUUAAUUUUGUGAUCGUAGCGGACUUUGGCCCAAAAUAAAUAGAAAAGAAAUUUCUCAACGAAGGGAUUUUAUUUAAUAGUAGGAUUCAUACUUCCGUUGUCCAUCCGUCUAAAUCCAAGCAUUGUAGAUUAGAAGUCUACAGUUUAGCCAGGCCGAAUACGUUAUGUACGGGACAAAGUUCUGAUCGAAGAGAAUAAUAUUAUAUAAAAUUGCGCUAAAGCUGUGCAUUAAAUUUGUUUUAAUUGUCUGUUUGCAUGACCAAGUAGAAAUGCCUAUUUGUUAAAAAGUUUAAUAAAUUUUUGAUCGCCAUAUGUAUAAUCAAUACCUCUUGAAAUGUUCACUGAUUCAGCCCAAUCAGUGGACUAAAUCUCAGGUAUCGAAAAUAUUUGAAACUCUCAAAUAAAUGUUAAUAUAUGCAAAGACUAAAGGGGAUGGUAACUGAGUGUUUUUGAGUCAAAAAGCUCUAGAAACAAGUGUUUUCAUGCACCACUGCAAAUCAAAAUUCACAAUGUUCGCCCGAAAAUUCGUGUCUAUUACAAAAAGCUUCCUGAUCGGGGUACUAGCUGAGUUCAACAAAUUAGUUGAAAAGAAGCUAAUUCAACUGUCACAUCCGUUAGUAAGUGAAAGGUUUCCUUGCCUUAAUUCUAAGAAGAGCGACACACCCUUCCAA
Dendronephthya gigantea is the source of this 2271-nucleotide messenger RNA. RefSeq lists its product as uncharacterized. The record is from RefSeq and is a predicted model, not a curated record. Lineage: Eukaryota; Metazoa; Cnidaria; Anthozoa; Malacalcyonacea; Nephtheidae. The transcript is spliced from 5 exons. Gene Ontology annotation, cellular component: membrane. Bases 924 to 1550 code for a protein of 208 amino acids.